Messenger RNA from Cetraspora pellucida, 699 nucleotides. The record is from the annotation of a GenBank genome assembly. NCBI's taxonomy places the organism in Eukaryota, Fungi, Glomeromycota, Glomeromycetes, Diversisporales, Gigasporaceae.
AUGUCAAUUUUUGGACAACAAAUAAAUCUUUUUGUAUUCUUUGGUUUGAACGGUUCACAAAGAAUCGAACUUUUUCAAUGGUUAUUGAUUCCCACAAGUAUUUUAUCUCUAGCUCAAAAUCGUAAUCGAUCCUUAACUUUCACCGCAAUAAUAUCACCGGAAGACAGUCAAGUUUUACCAGGAAUUGUUUUAACUCCUCACCUUACAUUGAAUAGUGACUUUGUUUCUAUGUUCCUUAUUGCAUUCACCGUGAUCCAAACUGUUACAGCUGCAUAUAAUGUAUUGUUUAGUAACAGUUGGAUUUUAAAAAUUCUAAAUGGUUCAUUGCAAAAAGCUUAUAAUUUAGAUCCUGAUCUGAUAAAAGAAUUCGAAUAUGAGCUUUCAUGCAAUGAAUAUUCAAUAAUUGAUCGAUCCAGUGAAUUUGUUGAUAAUUGUCAUAAUAUCAUUUUAAUGAACCGAUUUGGUCCCCAAUUAUUUUAUGUGGCCAAAAUCGUACUUUUUUCAAGAUUAAUUCAAUUGAUAGGUGUUCUUAUGCAUACCUUCAUAUUCGAUUGUAUUACAAUGUACGACAUACGACAAUAUAUUUGUAGGGAUGAUAGUGAAGAACGCUUGUGCGGUAAAGAUAAAGGCCUUAUAACUAAUUCUAAUGCUGAUGAAUUGGAGGUGCAAAUUAUUUCAAAUUCUUCCUCAGCAAGAUGA